AGUUGUAAAAUUAUAAAGUUACUUGUUUCGCAAGGAGCUGAGAUUGAUGAAUUUUAUUGUAAAUUGGAAUAUUACGCAAUAGAUCGGCGUGGAUGGUAGAUUAAUUUCAGUUUGACAUUUUCGAGGGUGUAUCGAAAACACCAGAAUCACAAUAAGGUAGUUCUGCUUGGUUGCAUUUUUGGCUUUGAGGCGAUUAUUCGAAGUCGUUUGUAAUUGUUGUAAUAGUGCUAAUUGCUCACCAAUUAAUUUGUUAAACAUUUUCGUUGAAAGAUCAUCGGUCAAACGAUGGCAAAUAUUGCGAUUUCUAGGAUCAAGAGAGAGUUCAAAGAAGUUAUCAAGAGUGAAGAGAUCGCCAAGUCGAUGAUCAAAGUGGAGCUGGUGAACGACAACUACUCUCAGCUGCGCGGGGAGAUCUCUGGCCCGCCCGACACGCCGUACGAGGGCGGCCACUUUGUGCUGGACAUCAAGAUCCCGGAGACGUACCCGUUCAACCCGCCCAAGGUGCGCUUCCUGACGCGCAUCUGGCACCCGAACAUCUCGUCAGUGACGGGCGCCAUCUGCCUGGACAUCCUGAAGGACCAGUGGGCGGCGGCCAUGACGCUGCGCACGGUGCUGCUCUCGCUGCAGGCGCUGAUGGCCGCCGCCGAGCCGGACGAUCCGCAGGACGCCGUCGUGGCGCGCCAGUACAAGGAGCGGCCAGAUAUGUUCCGCAACACGGCCACGCACUGGACCAACAAGUACGCCUCAGGCCCGAAGGCGGUGCCCGAGUUUGACGAGAAGGUGUGCAAGCUGCGCGACAUGGGCUUCGAGGAGCACACGGCGCGCUCGGCUCUCUCCUCGUGCGAGUGGAGUCUGGAGAAGGCUACCGAGACGCUGUUCGGCUGAACUGCCACACGCACCCGCUGGGACACACAAACAACAAACUAACGGCGGCAUACACAACACACAGACACACACUAACAACCAAACGUCCGUCACACAGCGUACCAAACAUGCUGACACACACAAACACACAUCUGUUGCCCCGUCGCUGGCUCAGUCCCCGUAGUGAUGAUGUGCUCGGCACUCGUGGUGACCGAUAAAUACAGUCAGGAAGUGACGUCUUGGUAGCGGGACACCGAUGUCGGUAUCGCACGGAACAGGCUAACAUUCUGUGUCGAUGUCGCUCUACGCUCAGUUUGGCUCACACGGGUGGCCGCAGUGGCUCAUUGAGUGAGCUGCAGUGAACACAGUGCGGCCCGAAAGACGUCGCCGAGACACACGGGGCCUCCCGACACCGGAGGCUUUUGUGAACAUCCCUCCCUGCCUUUUUGCGAAUAUGGUAUCAUAACUUUGGUGGACAUUGCAGUGAUAUUGUGGUAUUCCUUGUGUCGACGACCGGAUCCAGUGCGUGGCUGAUUUUAACGAAAUUUACGUGUUAGGAUAGUCGAUAUGCACACGUGUUUGUAGUGGUGAUAUCCCGAAUGUUAUCAGUCAUCGAUAGAAAUGCAGAUCGGGCGGCGAUGGGUAGUAGUGGGUGAGGGAAUUAAGUAUGUCUGUGCGUGAAUGGCCUAAUUGAUAGUACCUGCGUGUGAGUGAUAUGUGCCGAGUCGCGACAUUUUCGGCUCGGUGAGUUCAGUGUUGCCCUUCCGAUGUCGACGGUGACGGCCGCAGCGGCGCAGCCGGUCGGGCGCCCCCGCCGGAGACUGGGAGCACUGCAGUGGGGUGGCGCCACCGGCGGCGUACCGGCGCACCGGCGCGCUGCCGAGAGGCCGGGAGAUCACACCCGGCGGCCGGCCCGCACAGCGCCGACCGCCGGGAUGAUUUAACUGUAAUACAAUUAUCCGUAUGCGAUCACUGAUUGGUGUGAGUGGGUUUAGCCGAGCGUGUUGUUUCGAAAUGAAGUGCGAUGGCCGAUGAGUGUUAAAUACAUCUGUAAAACUGCUUUGAA
This is a messenger RNA of Amphibalanus amphitrite, 1930 nucleotides long. Its product is annotated as ubiquitin-conjugating enzyme E2-22 kDa-like. Gene Ontology annotation, molecular function: ubiquitin conjugating enzyme activity; protein binding. The transcript is spliced from 3 exons. The record is from RefSeq and is a predicted model, not a curated record. Gene Ontology annotation, biological process: protein polyubiquitination; proteasome-mediated ubiquitin-dependent protein catabolic process. NCBI's taxonomy places the organism in Eukaryota, Metazoa, Arthropoda, Thecostraca, Balanomorpha, Balanidae. Bases 286 to 885 code for a protein of 199 amino acids. Gene Ontology annotation, cellular component: nucleus.